Messenger RNA from Trypanosoma cruzi, 3231 nucleotides. RefSeq lists its product as uncharacterized. The coding region runs from base 1 to 3231 and encodes 1076 amino acids. NCBI's taxonomy places the organism in Eukaryota, Euglenozoa, Kinetoplastea, Trypanosomatida, Trypanosomatidae. The transcript has a single exon. The record is from RefSeq and is a predicted model, not a curated record.
AUGUCAAAAUGCGAAAAGUUUUUGCAUGAACUGGAAGAUUUGAAUCAAAGUCAAAGGUGGAAAAAAGUUGUGGAGAUGGGACGCGCCGCACACGCGGGGGGUGAGGCCUCCAGCGAGUUGGCGUUACUCCUGCAGCUCUCACAGUCUGGGGUUCCGUACGAGCGAGUGCUUGGAGCAAUGGGACUUUGUCAGACGAACUGCAGCAGUGAAAUUAGGAGGCUUUUGCGGGACCCAUGCGACCGCGUUGCCAUUCUCGCAAUGAUGCCUGCGGCGGUACAUUUAUCAGAUAAUGAUUUAUGUGAACUUUUCAAGGAGCUGCCGCGCCGACGUCUUUCAUUUCUGUGCGAACGCUUGGACCAUAAGAAAAGACUCCCGGCGGUUGCGGAUAAGUACAUUGCGACGCUACCACCCCUUGUAAGAAGCAGUUCGGCACACGCCCUCUUGUGUUGGGCGUCCGAAGCCCUCUUAGCCAGACAGAAUCCAUUGGCACUAAGACACUUCAGCCGAAGUGAAUGGUACACGGUGGUAAAACGGCUGCCGGAUUUUGCAUUGGCAUUCGCUGAGAAGGGCCUGAAAGACGCCGCAACACUCGAAAGCGCCAGCGAACGGAUACAUGUAAUUCUCAACGCGUUUCGGCGCUUUUAUCCAUCCGUUGGUCUGAAGCUUCUCACCUCUGCCAUGAAUCACUUUUGUGUUCCGGAUGAUUGUAUCGUCGCCUACUCGAACAUUUUUCCCGAAGCCGUGGCGGAACUUGUUGUGAAACACAAACGUUUGUGCGUAUUUGAUGUGUGGCGGCCACCAAAGAAUUUACGUCACGAAACUUUUCUCGCUCUAAUUGAUUCGGGUGGAAUGCAGCACACUCACGUAACGGAUUUUUUUCUGCUUGCACCGCCAAAGUUACGCUCAUUUCUGUACAAUUCGCGAAAUGAUAUGUUUAGAAACGCCAACGGUUCAAUGAAUGUUGAUGUACUUUUUUAUGUCACCGAUCCCGCGGAGCGCCGACGUGAGGGGAUGCGGGCGCUCACGGAAAUUGCGGAGCUGCGCACCGAUCCCAUCGAGUGGCUAAAAUAUCUUUUUGUCUUGCCCUUUCCAGAGGCAUUGGAAUUGGCUGGGCGGUAUCUACAAGUCUCCUGUGUAAAUACCCGCGCUGCUGCCUGCGCCUCUUUGGUAAAAACUGGCAGUUUUCAUCCGGAGCACCUUCAUGAUAUUCUUGAUUUUUGCGUCAAGCGUGGGAAGGAAAACGACAUUGUUCGGCAUAAUUUUCUUUCAGAAAUAAGUGGCAUUCCCCCGCACCUCUGGAAGGAAGACCAUUACCCCAAGCUGGUUAAAAUUAUCCAAGGUGCAUUUGACUCCAGAGAUGCAUCGACCGCAACGUUUUCUUCAAUAAUGUCGCUGAUCCGGGGUACGGUACGCUUCAACACGGUGCUUGCUGACAAAUUUCUUUUGAACAUUUUAAAUCGUGGCUUCCAAUUCUUGUUGUCGAAUACGAAGCAAAUUCCACGGGCUGUUAUGGAGCAUCUUUGGAAAUUUAUGCUGCCGUGGCUUAAGGAAAGGGUGGACAAAAAGGCAUUUUCCACCGUGAAUUACAUCCUAGAGGAAGUGGGUCCAAGCUUGCAUUUUGUCGCGGAGAGCAGUGUGCCGUUUAUGAAAACUCUGCUCAAGAGCAGUGAGAGUUGUGCAGCCAUAAAUGCUUUUAAAGUUCUGUUUCGAUUCUUUCGCCCCACUGCAAUGGAAUUACUGCCAGGUUUACUGGAGGAAUCGUUGGAAUGGAUUGGCGUGGAUGAAGUUCGGCAUGUUGUAAGCUUGCAUCUCCAGGGCCACUGGCUGGAUCGAUAUCUUGUGCCCAUUCAAACCAACGGACGCUUGGGUACCCGUAAGGGUCAGUGGCUGGUUGUGUUUCGUAACGGGCACUGCUGGACGGCGGCGAAGCAGGAGAAAUACGCCAAGUCCAUUUCUCGUAACCUGUCAUGUGCAAACUAUUCGCGUGAGUUUAUAUUGGGGAAUCUUGCUGCGCUGCGGAAACUGUACAGCGCUAACGUGACGGAGGCUCUUGCUCCUUUUAUAAAAGAAGAGCAUACGGAUCCAUUUUUGUGGAGCAAUGCCAUUGAACUUCUUGGAAAACUGGACGAUGCGGCAUCGCUCAAGGUGCUCAAAGACGCUUUUAACGAUGAGAGGGUACGUGUGGCUGUUUACGCGAUUCGACGUCGUAUUUGCAACCUACCGACGGCACAAAUAAUUGAGGAACUUGAUGUGCCACUCCACUCCAAAUUGGUGGCUGUACAGAAGGUGGCUCUUCGCCAUGUUUGUGACGCCGGCGAUGAUGUGGCAUACGCCUACCUGAGUCAACUACGACACGGCGAAAAAAUGCACCCUAAUUUAGAAGCUGUAUGGCUUUCCGCCAUGUUUCAAUUCUUGGAGAAGCGGGAGGUGUGGGACAUCUUCAUGGAUGUUGCGAAGGGCAAAGAGUACAUUUUGGCGAAGACUCUUGUCGAUGUUCCGGAUGACACGCUUGUGGAAGAUUGGCAGCUGGUUAACCUCGACAAACUGCUUGCCGUGUUGUUGUCUUGUGAGGAACUUACUGUGGUGUUGGCGGUUCUUGAACGUUUGAAAAAGCGGUCACUCCGUCGUGAUGAAGAGGUGGUGCGUACUAUGUUGCACAUUCUGAAAACAACCACCAUCAACGAAAUUAUGAACUUAACAGUUGGCGCUCUUUGUAUCUCCACCGCCGAAAAGCAGGAAGUCGCCUCCGCGUUUUUGAGUCUUCGUCCGGAGUCGCGGCUGUGGAGAGUUGCCGACACACUCAUCCAAUUACGUCACACCGCGUGUGACCGCUUUAAGGAAAUUGCCGUUGCGUAUAUGAAACUUCUGCUAGAGAAUUGCUGCCAGACCGCGGUGGUGUGUCAACUCAUUUGCUACCUGCCUGUCAAGGACCUCCUACGACAUCUCAAUGAUGUCCUACAGAGGGGCCUUCUACAUGCCGGUGCUGUGAAUAGCAUGCUGAGAAGUCUCAAGUGCACCGCCGAAAUUGUUAAUGAAUUUGAAGCCGUAGAGAACCAACUUCGACAGCACGAACAUCCCCACAUGCAGCGUAUUGGGCUUGCGAUGCUUGAAUCGGCUGCCUCCACCGGGAAGUGGGAUGAGAAUCGGCGCAAAGCACUGGAGGUUUACCGCAACGCAAGUGAUGGGUGGGUGAGCGAUGAUGCCAAGAUGGUAGAUCUUCCACGGGAGUGA